This is a messenger RNA of Fusarium verticillioides 7600, 1428 nucleotides long. RefSeq lists its product as hypothetical. The coding region runs from base 634 to 1155 and encodes 173 amino acids. Lineage: Eukaryota; Fungi; Ascomycota; Sordariomycetes; Hypocreales; Nectriaceae. The transcript has a single exon. The record is from RefSeq and is a predicted model, not a curated record.
GCCAGUUGCGCCAAGACGAGGAUCGAGCUCCAUCGGAGCUUCUUACUUUAGUAGGCCGGUCUUGAUGAUGCGAUGGAAGAGGACGGCGAAGGUUAUCGCCGACUCCGACGCUUCCGAGAAGUGGUUGUGAAUGAGUCAGCAAAAGUCGGAGCAUCUUGUCCAUAUCUCCGGGUCAUCGGCGUGAUCGCUUUCAUCAUAUUCCCUCCGACUAGGUAUACCAAAUUUUCCAUAAAGGUUACAACGAUCUGCUGUCCAUUGGGCUCACUCUUCGCAACGGUUGCAUCUAUAUUACAUGAUUUGAACAAGACUCUUCGAUAAGCUCGAAAAGACAGCAUAAAGGAGCCACAAGAAACACAUUGUCUAAGGUCCUACAAGCACAUGAAUUGGAUGACCCCUAGUGCUCUCUACAUAAGGUAGGUAGGUAGACAGGUAGGCAAUCCACUUGCAUGCCGACCCAUUAGCCCAUCUAUUGGACCAACAAUUCACCGUCAAUCCUAAAAAGGAAGAGCGAGGCAUUUAUACCUGUUUCUUGUGUUCGCACAUCCUCAUUUAUUUCCGCUUUCCCUUUCACAGUUUGCCUGCCCUUGGCUCAUCUCUCUCAAAUAUCAAUCCUCUUCUUCUACGGCUUUAACCAUGGCUUUCACGCUUUACGAUGCGACUAUCGUCGAGGCAAAACUGGCUCUGGCAUCACUGGAUCAUAUUCUCACCGAAGCGGAGAAGCAUAGCAAUGCAGCCAGCUUCCCAGAUGCGCGACUCCACGAAGAUAUGAACCCGUUGAGCUUUCAGGUCCAUGCAGCCACUCGAUUCGCUGAGAAAUUAACCGCCCGGCUCUCUGGAAGGGAGUCUGUCGAGUUUGAAGACAAACUCGUCACAUUUCAGGAUAUGCACUCGCGUAUUCAAAAGGCCCAAGAGUUGCUUGGGAAGGCUGAUAAAGGCGUCGUGAAUCAGCAGGGAGAGGAGGUUGCCCCAACAGCGUUGCCAUCGGCGGGAACAAUGGAUCUGCCUGGGAAAGCAUUUGCCAUGGGAGCGGCUGUCCCUAAUAUCAACUUCCACCUGUCAAUGGCUUACGCUAUUCUGAGGAAGGAGGGUGUACCUUUGGGAAAGAAGGACUUCAUCAUGCCUUUUGUGGGCGAGUAUAUUGUCAAGAUGCAAUAGAGGCGGCAUAGCCUGAAGUCAAUGAGAUGACAGUUUGACCACACACAUAUCGCUGUUUGGCCUUGCACCACAUGCCUAUAUUUAUGCUCAAGCAGGUUUGCGAUUGAAUAACCUGGCUGGCUAGGGGAGGAAUGAAAACUCAGAACUUCGAUCCUAAAUGAUAAAAGAAUUUAGCUAGCUUAGUACAAAUUUAGUAUACAUUUAAUAUGAGCUUAGCGUACCUUUUGCUAGGUUUAUUUUAAUACCUUAUAUCAAGGUCUCCUAUUUUCUUAC